GUUCUAAGAAUGUCAUCAGGCAUCCAAAUAAAACCAAAGACUGCAGUACAGAAAAGUAAGACAUCUUCUUUGCCAUGUUCUCCAGAACCUGCACUUAAACCACAGCCAAAGCCUAGUGAUAAGCUCAAUCCUAAAACUAUUGAUCCGUUUGGUGCUCAUUCUCGACCACCUUCUGCAUUUGCUGCUAUAUACGCUAAAGGUGGCAUUCCUUGCAGGUUAGUGCAUGGCUCAGUAAAGCACAGACUGCAAUGGGAAUGCCUUCCUGAAACUGUGCCCUUUGAUCCUCUUCUUGUAACAUUGGCAGAGGGUCUAAGAGAGACAAAACAUCCCUAUACAUUUGUUUCAAAGGAGGGUUUUAAAGAAUUACUUAAGCUUGAAGGUGCUACUGAAAAAGCAAUUCCCUUGUUGCCUCGUCUAGUUCCAGUGUUAAAGGCUGCAUUGGCUCAUUUGGAUGAUGAAGUAUUCAGAAGGGGAUUGGAUGCUCUAGUUCAACUGAGUGCUGUUGUUGGCCCAUCUCUUAAUGAUCAUCUUAAGCAUCUACUCACAAAUCUUUCAAGGAGAUUAAUGGAUAAGAAAUUUAGAGAAAAAAUUACUGUUGCUCUACAAAAGUUGGAGCAAUAUGGUGGAAAGGCAACUGUGGCUAUCAUCAAAUCUAAAAUUCCAACCUAUUGUUCUAUCUCCUCUUGA
Messenger RNA from Aptenodytes forsteri (emperor penguin), 687 nucleotides. It is a transcript of the gene PACRGL, whose product is annotated as PARK2 coregulated like. The transcript is spliced from 7 exons. The record is from RefSeq and is a predicted model, not a curated record. The coding region runs from base 10 to 687 and encodes 225 amino acids. Lineage: Eukaryota; Metazoa; Chordata; Aves; Sphenisciformes; Spheniscidae.